This is a messenger RNA of Penaeus monodon (black tiger shrimp), 1485 nucleotides long. RefSeq lists its product as uncharacterized. The transcript is spliced from 4 exons. The coding region runs from base 241 to 858 and encodes 205 amino acids. Lineage: Eukaryota; Metazoa; Arthropoda; Malacostraca; Decapoda; Penaeidae. The record is from RefSeq and is a predicted model, not a curated record.
CGCACGCCCACACCCAUCUAACAGGUCCUGUUUCUAUCUUCCAGACGUCCGGCGGUCUCUCCAACCCGCCCACAACACCCGUGCUAAACCAUUUGACCCGCGCUCCUUUCAUCUUUUUUAUAUUCACACUUUCUUCUCCGUUUUCUCUUCGGCCUCCAAAAUUCCCUCCUUUUCCCUACUCCGCUUCCUUCCUUCUCCUUCUUGUUCACUCUACUUUCAUCCUUAUCGCCUUCACACACAAUGACAAUCGGCCUCCUGACGGGGCAGCAGCGGCCCAUUCUGAUGUCCCCGCGAUGGACGAUCACGAACCAGGUCUCGCUGCCGACGGGGUCCAACUCAGCGCCUGACCGUGCGGCGAGAUACAUUCACGCCGUUCAGUUCCUCUUCGUCGCGACACUCUCGCUCAAGGACCUCUUCCCUCCUGACGAAAGGAGCGGCGGAUCCCGAAGCCUGGGCGAGGACCAGCUCAACAUCUUCCACUCUAUCGAGGACUCGCUGGCCAGCCUGGGAGUGGACGGCCGCUCGUGCCUCCUGCGGCUCAUCUGCGAGCUGCAGGGGAACGCCAUCGGGAGGUACACCGUGGUCGGGGAGCUGCUCACUCUGCUGUUCACGCCGAAGCGUGGAAUGAAUGACUUCCUGCAUGACUACAUUGAGGCCGAAGACGCCGGGAGAGACGGGGGCGACUGUGCCUCCAGAUACCAGGCCUGUCCCUUUUCUCUGACGGGAACGCUCGAGAGGUACCGUCGGUAUAUGGAGAGCGUGUCCUCGAUCGACGACAAGCCGACGGAGGGCCACCGGCCAUUCGCAAACACAAUCGGGAACGACCACUUUUCUCUCCCGAAGGUCGUCGUCAACUAGCCAGCAAGUGAAAACUUAAAACGUGUUGAGGAAACAAAUGAACGUCGUCUGAGACUAAUGGAUUAUUUUUACUUGUAAUUAUAUAAAUAUAUUUUUGGCGCGGGAUACUGUUUACAUCAUAUGUAAACGAAAAAGUAUAGACAAACAAAAAAUACGAACACUCGCACCCAAACACACAUCUAUCUGCCUGUUUAUCUAUCACUGUCUAUCUCUCUACAAGCAAGUCAUAAAUCCAAGCCCACGCGAAGUAUGAAACAGACACCACAAUCCACUUACCGGGACACACACUACAUUUCUUAUCCACAGGUAUGCUGAAGUAAUACAUAACAAGUAUUUUCAGAAUGACCUGUAAUAAAGACUCACAAGAACAUAUCCAGAAGGAGGGGGUAAAGGGUGCAUUACGCGAGUGCAACUGAACAGAUAUUUUGUCACUAUCUGUUGCUCAAGAUUUGUAUUUUCAUGCUAUACCUAUGGAUGUUAAGUGUCACUUUCUUUGUAAGCGAUUUUUGAUAAUCGAUGUCAGGUUUAGCUUGGCGCUAAAUAUUGUCAAUACUAUUGUCAAGAGAUGAUGCACAACAAUGUUAGUGUUUGGGAACACGAACCGUUGUCAUGAAAUAAAUGUUUUUA